AUGGUGAAUCAAGAGAGCUUCCUGCGCCCGAGGAUCACCAAGGCAACCGACCAAAUAAAGAAGCAGUGCAAGGACAAUCGAGAGAAGGAGAUCACACAUGUCAUGUUCCAAAGCCUUAUCGGGAAGCCCCUCCACCAACUCAACCUCAUUGAUCUCAAUGAUCUGGAUUGGUUCAUUGAACAACGCCUUAGGGAAAUCCAGAAGAGGAUGGAAACACUUAGCCAGUCGCCUCAACCUCAAGAAGCAAUGGAUGGAGAAGUGAUGAAGUGUCCUGGGAAGAUGUAUGCUCAAAUUCCACCGCAAAAGUUGCAGUUGUUGCAGGUGUGGUUCGUUGAGGGGAUGAACCUGCAAGCAUAG
Carica papaya (papaya) is the source of this 357-nucleotide messenger RNA. The record is from RefSeq and is a predicted model, not a curated record. Lineage: Eukaryota; Viridiplantae; Streptophyta; Magnoliopsida; Brassicales; Caricaceae.